CGCUCCGCUGCCGGAGCCCCGCAGGCCCCGCUCCCUUGGCGAGGCACCCACAGCACCCGCUCGGCCCCGCCGGCUGUCCCAGGCUUCGGUACACCCCGUCCCUGCCCUGUGUCCCGGAGGGUGCCCACGGCAGCUCCAAAGCGCAGAGACCGGGAAAUGCUCCUGCGCGCGGCGCUCAGAGCACGGGGCCAGCGGGGAGGAGGAAAGCGCCUGUCGCUCGCAGCCCCUCUAAAGAACGCAGUGCAGCUCCCGCGCAGCCGGUGCGGACGCCCAGCCCAGCCCAGCCCAGCCCAGCCCGCCCGGCCGGCUGCCGCCUCAGCUCACCGCUCCUCGCAGCCGCGGCCCUGCAGCCGCACGGGCACGACCCGGUCGAAGAUCCGCUCCGCCGCCAUCUUGCGCUGGGCGCCCGCGGGGCGGGGCCACAACAUGGAGGCGCGGGGGCCGCCGGGAGCGGCGAUGGCCGCGGCGGGGCCGCAGCCGGGGCGGUGCGGCCACUUCGUGCAGAGGAAAGGGCGCUUCUGCAGGAUGGUCCCGGCGCCGGGGAGGCGCUUCUGCGGAGAGCACGGGCAGGAGGAGGAACAAAAUGACAGAAAAAGAAUUCCCUGCCCUCUUGAUCCCAAACACACUGUAUAUGAAGACCAACUACAAAAGCAUUUAAAAAAAUGUAAUUCAAGAGAGAAGCCAAAGCCCGUCUACUUUGUUCAAGAUAUUAAUGCAGGUUUAAAAGAUGUGGCAGAAAUACCAGAAAAGCAAGUCACUUUAUCUUCUCUAUCCAGUGAAGAGCUGCAGAACUUAAUUGUCAAGUUGAAAAAAGCAAGUAAUGGCCUGGAACUCCAUCUAAAGGAAGAAAUACUGUCCCACCAGGCUUUACAAGAAGCCUUAAAUGACCCAAAGAAUGGGGAAUCUGCUUUCAAACACUUGAAACAACAGGCUUCUAUUUUAGGUAACAUGGAAAGACUGCAUUUACUUGGUCCAGGAAGAUGUUUUGUUGAGUUUGGAGCUGGGCGAGGAAAGCUGUCUCAUUGGGUUGAUGUUGCCUUGCAGAAUGUUGAAAAUGUGCAGUUUUUGCUUGUGGAAAGAGCAACCACAAGAUUCAAGGUGGAUGGAAAACAUAAAAGAAGAGAUUCUAUAUUUGAGAGGCUUCAAGUUGAUAUUCAGCACUUAUGUUUAAGUAAGGUACCUAUUUUGGAGAAGAAAAAACUACCGGUGGUAGGAAUGGGGAAGCAUUUGUGUGGUGCUGCAACAGAUCUGGCUCUGAGAUGCUUGGUUGAAAGUUACUCAACUUGCUGUGGUGGAGAAAAUGAAGAGCCUGCAGCAAAACGCUGUAGGACUGCUAAGACAGAGGUGGCUCCUGACACUGCUGCUGGUAAUGACAGCAACACAGAAGACCAUAAGCCUGUAGCUGGAAUUGUCAUUGCUCUGUGUUGCCAUCACAAAUGUGACUGGACACAUUAUGUAGGCAGAGAGUUCUUUAAAUCAGUUGGACUGGGAGCAGUAGAAUUCCAUUAUUUCCAGAGAAUGAGUAGUUGGGCCACUUGUGGCAUGCGAGAAACCACAAGCAAAGCCUCUACAAGUGAAGAAAGUGAAGACCAAACUAAUGACACAGAAGAACAUGAGCAAACGUUCAGCACGACAGAGAGUGGUUCUGAUACAUGGCAAGGGAUACUUACUGUUGAAGAACGAAAGGAGAUAGGUUGCCUCUGUAAACGGCUGAUUGAUCACGGACGGAUUGAAUAUUUACAACAACAAGGAUACAAGGCUGCACUACAGUAUUACACAGAGUCUGCUGUGUCCUUGGAGAAUGUCCUGUUGACAGCUGUCCCAAGUCCAUUUUUGAUAACAGAGCCAACUACGUGACAGGAGAUAGAUUUAGAAUUGUUAGGGGAAAAAAACCCCUAAAAAACUUAUCUGGAUUUUUUUAAAAAGCUAAUUCAAUGUUUACAAAAAAAAUGUUUUAGUCUUUCCUGUACCCAGGAAAGAGUUUUAUAUUUCCCAUUACACAUAUGCAAACCAGUUCUCAUCAGUGGAAAAAUAAAAUCCCUAAGACUAUUUGACACCUGUUGUAGGCCUCUUUGCUGGGAAGAAGUAUAUUGGUAUUGUCUUCCAUUCUCAGUUACAUUCUUUAUUCAUUAGGAUUUAUGAUCGGAGGAGGAUCAGAAGUACAACUUUCCAGAUUUCCUGAAAGACAACAAGUGAAAAUAAGAGAGGAAAUAACAUACUUUAUUUUCACUUUGAAGUUCAGGAUAGCUUUGUAUUUCCUCUUAAAUUAUUUAAGUAGGCCAAGGUUCUUUCAUCAGCCUAUGCUGGUAGGGGAAUCUAUCAAGGAAGAAAACUAACUUGUAAGCUGUAUUCUUGAUGUAUUUUUGCUAAUUUGAUUAUUCAUUCAUGAAAUAUUGAUAAGAAAAAAGCUGGCCUAGUGUUCUAAAUCAAGAGCAUUUCAUUCAUUUUUUUAAGCCUUCACAAAACACAGAAUGAAGAUCAGAGAGAACAUUUUAUAUCUGCAAUGAAGUGCUCUCUGCAAGAAACAGCUGCCACCUGCACAUCUGUUAAGAAGUGUUUAUUUUGGCUUCUUACUGCAACAUUUAAACUGUUACCUUUGAGGCUACAAACAGCAAAUUUUUGUCAUAGUGUUUUAGAAAUGGGAAUAAACUGUGGGGCUGUUUUGUUUAGGUGACUGACUUAUGUCAGGGAAAGCAAGUUGUGAGAAACAUCUGUUUAUCAGGUGUUGAUACUUCAUUGCUAGAAGAUGUAUGUUGGAAACAUAAGCAUCUCUUCCUUAUUCCUUCUUUGGUAGUACCAUCUGGACAACAUCCAGAAAUAGAAAAAGUUGAACUUCAUGAGAUAAAUGGUGCUGUAAGACCCAAACUAUGUCAACUGAUUAAAUUACAAAUACAAAAGACAGCUUCUACUUAUCCCGGCUCUAGGUAACUCAGGCACUUUUAUUCCUAUGCUCCAAGGUUCCUGUCUGUUCCUACCAGAAUAUAUGCUGUUUGUGUGAAGAUCUGCUGUGCCAACUCCGGAUAAAAGCACCCCCUGCCCUCAGUAAAAAUCGUUUUACAGAUUUUUUGGAAAAUGUUAUUCAUUUAUUAAGAAGAAUAUUCAUGUUUCAUUUCUAUAUGUAUCCUAGAUUUUAUUUAUCCAGUUUGUCCUUCCCUUUCUCACUGUAUUCCAGAGAAUCAGAAUUAAUAAAAAAGUCAUACCUGUUUU
Corapipo altera (White-ruffed manakin) is the source of this 3207-nucleotide messenger RNA. RefSeq names its product tRNA methyltransferase 13 homolog (gene TRMT13). The record is from RefSeq and is a predicted model, not a curated record. The transcript has 11 exons. Gene Ontology annotation, biological process: tRNA methylation. Lineage: Eukaryota; Metazoa; Chordata; Aves; Passeriformes; Pipridae. The coding region runs from base 157 to 1857 and encodes 566 amino acids.